Messenger RNA from Neocloeon triangulifer, 1324 nucleotides. RefSeq names its product transport and Golgi organization protein 2 (gene Tango2). The coding region runs from base 322 to 1179 and encodes 285 amino acids. Lineage: Eukaryota; Metazoa; Arthropoda; Insecta; Ephemeroptera; Baetidae. The record is from RefSeq and is a predicted model, not a curated record. Gene Ontology annotation, cellular component: Golgi apparatus. Gene Ontology annotation, biological process: protein secretion; Golgi organization. The transcript is spliced from 5 exons.
GCUUCAAAAGUUCCCCUAGGCGAGAAUUUUUAAAAACCACACCGAUGAAUAACUGUGUGACUCAUUUACGGCGGCCCAUAGCAUCGAUAAAGCCCCUGAGGAAUAUCAGUCAUGCUGUUCCGCGGUGCACUCUGACAUUGCGAGUUGCAUAAUUUCUCAAGUUUCGCAGCACCACCGCGAGAGUGCCGGACAGCUGGAGGCGGCGCUAAUUUUAAUCUUUUAUUUACUUUCAAGUAAAAUUAUGUCACAACCUGCUUUUGUCAUAAUUUCUGCAGGGCUUUUACGGAAUCUAAAAUGAUAGGACGCGGCUGACAGUCUACAAUGUGCAUCCUCUUCUUCCACGCCAAGAAAAUCGCCUCUCCGGGCAAAUUCCGGCUGAUUUUGGUGUCCAACCGGGACGAGAGUCUUAAGAGACCUACAAAGCACGCACACUUUUGGGCAGAAUGUCCUGACAUUUUUGGAGGACGUGACCUUCAAGUUUCUGCUGAGGGAGGAACCUGGCUGGCUGUAAAUUCAAAAUCUGGGCGUCUGGCUACACUGCUCAACCUGUCAACCAAAACCUUGAACCCGAAUGCAAUCAGCAGAGGAAACAUAGUGACCGAUUUUGUUAAAGACCCUUCAAUCAGCGGCAGAGAAUAUGAAGCCAAAGUUGCAGAAAAAGCGGACCAGCACAAUCCUUUCCACUUAGUUACAUUUGAAAUUUUACCAAAUGAUGUCCUGAUAAAUUACCUGGCACACUUGCCCUCGGGAGGAUCGAUGGGGCCCAUCGACCUUUUGCAGACGGACGAGGUGACCGAGUCCAUCAGUAACUCUCCUUUGCCCACACCUAUGAAUAAAUGUAAAGAAGGUCUGAAGCUCUUCAAAGAAGUCAUCGGCAAACUCGACAGCACCGAAUGCAAGAGAGAAUUAAUCGAGCAACUUAUUUCUUUCGCAAAGACAGACACAAAAUUUUGGCCUGAUCCGAUUUUAUCAAUGAGGGGUGAACUGGAGCCACUUUUAAAAAGCUACAGCUCAAUAUUUGUGAAUGUACCUGAGAAGGUGUACGGAACGAGGACGCACACUGUGAUAUUGAUAGACGAUGUUGGCAAGAUGGACUUUUACGAAAGCACCCUGACUGAAAAUAGCAAGGGAGACCUCGAGUGGCUUGACACUCACCAGACGUUUGAUUUCAAUUAUUGAUAAGGUAUUUUAUUUUAUUUAUUUUGUUAUCCAAUAAAUUUUAUGCUUAUAACUCUGUUAUUAAUGAAAAUAAGUUUUUAAUUAAUUUUAAUACAAAUACAUUUCGGGGGAAGGCGCGGAAAAUAAAACUACACAAUAUUUGUCU